AUGGAAACGGUUGGCUACAGCGUGGCACGUGGGGCAGAGCUGAGUGGUGAUUGGCGCUGGCCUCGAGUUCCGGGAGGUCCGCCGUCUCCGUUCAUCCGCUGCAGCGCGGCUGCAAGAAACUUUUGACUCGAAGCAACUUUUGUGACGGGCCGCGUGUGACCAGAAUACACGAAAGUGCUGAAUCUGUGAAGUCAACCAGAAAGAAAGAAUCAACAGAAAAAAUAUCAUGCAUUCAAGGUCUUCUGAGGGUUCUCAGCCAUCAAGUGCUAAAGAUGUGAACAAGUAUACAACUGCAGGAAUGUCAAAGCAAUUAAAUUCUGAUGCCAUCUUAAAAACAGACACUCCUCGCACCUGUGAUCUGAAGACUCUACGAGCAAAGCGUCUGGUUUACUUUGUAGACCGUAACCAUAACUGUACAAAUUCAUCUACAGCUGUUGGCAGUUUGGGAUUUGAUGACAAACAAGUUAACAUUGAUCACACGAUUGCUGACCCACAAAGAGGAAAUUUGCUUAAUGCUGAGCAAAAUGUUUCUUUAAUAGAUAAAGAAUUUGAUAUCAAUGAAUUAACUCAACAUACAAGAAUUCAAGAUACAAGGGAGGUCCAUUUUACAGAUUUAGAAACAUCAUUGAACAUUUCUGAGAGUGAUGAGAAAGCUGCUUGCACCCCAAAACCAGAUUAUAAUCUCCUGGAGAAUCCCAAUGUAUCAGAAAUCCAGAAGCUCAGGCAUAUUCUGUGCUGGGCUCAAAAAGUCCUGAAAAAGAGUAAGAAGGAUUCAAAUACCCAAGAAUAUCAAAGCACUAUAAAGGUAAAUGAGACAGAAUUGGCUGAGAGCCACUUGAAUCCUGAUGUACCACAACCAACUACUUUUAAUUGGUCCACAAGUACCAAUAAAAGUAUCCACAGAGACCCUCUCAGAAGCAGAUUUGAUGAUGCAAAAUGCUCAACAGAUACUUCUUCUGAAAAUUGCAGUUCACUUGAUUUAUUAAGGCAACGUGGGACUUUGGUUCCGACUUCUUCCUUUACUACCACCCUGAAUGAUGUGCAAGAACAAUGUACAUCAACAAAUAUUGGCUAUGCAGGCAAGCAUCAUUUUGAUUCUAAUAAUAUUUUGGAAAGAAAAUAUACUGAGCAAGUGCACACAUAUAAUGUUUCAAAUAACAACUGGAAAUUUAAAGGUUCAGGGGAAAGUGAAGUGCUGGUGACCAAGUUACCAAAUGAAAAUUGCCAUUCUAUGGCUGGUAAUGUGAGUGUACUUAACAGCGAUAAUUAUUUUUGGAUUCCCCUUGAAGCUGCUUCAGAUGAUGAAUCUAUCACUGAAAAUAAACAAAUGAAGGAAGCAUCUGUGGAACCUUUUGUGAAAAGCAACAUCACUCCACUUUUGUGCCGUAGUAAUAAUCAUUAUCACAAUAAUAAUAGGGAGCCAACCUUAUCAGCCAGAACAGUAACACUUAGAAAAUCCCCAGUAACAUAUUACAGUUCAGGAGAUAUAUUGGCAAGCCCUGUUAAUCUGCAUAACACUGUACAACACAACAUUAGCAAUAACAAUCAUAAUAAUAGUAAUAAUAGGGAGCCAACUUUAUCAGCCAGAACAGUAACACUUAGAAAGUCUCCUGUAACAUAUUGUAACAGUUCAGGAGAUAUACUGGCAAAUCCUGUUAAUCUGCAUAACGCUGCCCCACAUUACAAAUCAACAGUUUGUGAUAAAGGAAAACAUAAUUAUGCAUGGGAAGCUAAAAAAGCAGAGGAAUACUUCUCAGGAGGCUACCAUGAACUUUCACUGGGAGACUCAAAAAUUGCUGAUGAGCCUGGAGUUUCACCAAACCUGGAAGAUGCUGGUUUUAAUUUGAAAUUACCAAUUGAUUUGCCAGUUAUUCCAACCACCUGCAACUAUGUAAUUGAGAGUUCAAGUGAAGAAAUAACAACAAGUGAAAAAGACAAAGGAACUAAGCUAGACAAAGCUUCCCAGGAAAGAGGAAAUAGUGACCAGUUCCCUGAAAAAUUUAGAAACUUAAGUAUUACAAAUGCAAAUAAAAUCUUACUUUCAUUUUCAUCAAUAUCUCCAAAAUAUUGUAGUGACAUAAUAAUGGACGACAGUGAAAAUUUGCCAGCACUGGAAAUAUUAAAGAAAGAAGCAAACUCUGAUAAUAGUGAAAAUGAAGCAAGGUACCAAAUAACCGAGAGUAAGGCACAAAAUGCUUCAAAAUUGUCUUCAUUGCCUAUGCUAUCAUCCUAUGAUGUCAACGAUUCAAAAACAUCCAGUAUGCAAUUAGAAAAAGAGGAGUCUAUAGAAAGUGAGAGAGACCAAAUCACAGGGGAAAAUAGAGACUCUUUCCUCUAUGCAAGUAAUCUGGUCAAAUGUUGCCCUGAGUGCAAAAGUGAUAACAGUUCAACUGUUAACUGGUGCACAGAAUGUGGAUGUGUUCUGAUUGGGAUUACACCACAAAGUUGUGAUGUUACCAGUAAUAUUGAUGGAAGAGCAUUCUCAAAUCCCAGAGGUAGUCCUAAUAAAGAGAAAAUAGCAAUAGAUGGAUUAAAAGAGCAUUCUGAAAUUGUAGAAUCGGAGGUAUAUGAUUUUAAAGAUUCAGAAGACAGUACUUGUCUCUCUUUAGAGACGUGUGAGCCUCAGCUAAGUGUAUAUCAGAAAUAUCUUCUGUACAUGGAACAUCUGGAAAAACUACGAGGCCAACAUCAAACCAGAGAACAACAGCAGACUGAUGUCCUUUUAGUAAAGGAAAAUGCAAAUCAGACAGAAACAGUGGAUAAAGGCAACAGCUCCUAUGGAAAGCAUGAACCUGAAAAUAGUAAUAUUGCCUCAUUUGUAAUGAACACGCAUUUCCCUGACCAAACAGAUAGAAAACAUAUUGUUCAUGAGCAAGGUUCUGAAGACAACCCAAUUCCCAAGCCAGACGUAGGAACCAUACCUUUGGCAGAAAAUGUACCAGGAGUUACAACACUGCAUUGUGGUUUUCAGGAGGAAUAUUACUUACAGCAAGACAGCAGUGUUGGAACAUCGAAGAACAUGUUGCACAGAGCUACUUUGAACCAAAACUUUGGAAAUCAGAAUUUUACUUCUCUGGACUAUGAGAACAAUAAAGGAACUUUGGAAGGUAAUUAUUAAAUAGUCAAAGGUUCGCUGUGCUCUUUUACCCUCUCUACACCACACUUUGUAUGUAAAUGAUUUAUGUAAUUCUUAUUUUGUUUUGUUGUUUACCAAAUUGAAAUUAUCCCAUGAAAUUUAAGGUUUAAAAUAGAGUAGUUUUAUCUGUGAAACUACUGAUGAGUUUGUAUCUUUAUAAGCAAAUUUUAUUGAAAGGCAAUAUAUAAUAAUUAGCAUGCUAGCAAACCUUGCUAUUGGAACAUAUACUUGCUUCUGCCGUGUAGAUAUUGCAUCAGAGCUUAUUCCGUCUUGGAAUUGUAGAAAAUAAGAAGCAUACAUGUACUGUGCUGACUAAUGGAGGAAGUUCAGCACCCAUAGAUACUGUAUGUUAAAUAAACACAUCUUUUUGUUCAUUUGUCACAGAAUCAGGUAUUCAAUUUGCUUCUUCUCAUGUCCACAGGGCACUUUGCCAAAUAAAUGCCUAUGCAGCAUGGUAAUUAUUGUUAGCUAGGAAAACACGUGGCUCUACAUACACACAGCAAGUUGUCACGAACAGCAAAUUCAUGAAUGAUCAAAUAACCAAUGGUGUUGAUUUCCACUUUGCAUUAAGCCUUUAUUAGAACCCAAGCCAGGGUCCUUUGUGUACAUAGGGUGUAAUGUUUCUGUUUUGCUCUAAAUUCCAUAAAUGUUUGAAGAAAUAGGAGUCAAAGUGAAGUCAUAAGUUAUUACCAAUGUGGCAUCACAAAAGUACUAAUUAAAUUCCUUGAGCUACACAAAUUAUCAUUAAGGAAUGUUGAUUUUCAUGGUACUAUAGUUGACAUAAAUAGAAUGUAGCCUGUGUGAUAUCUAAAUUUCUUCAGUUGUAUAAUGGAAUUAAAGUACAUGAUCCAUUCACUAUGCUUCAUUUUGUGAAAACAUGUAAUAUUUUGGUAUCACAAUUAUGUAGUUGGCAGGUAAUUUGUUCUUGAGCACAUAAAACAGUAACUAGUUGGGCUCAUUCCUUGCCCUGUCCAGGUGGUAUAAGAGGGUUUUAAUUUCUGGAUGACAUAAUAUACCAUUUAGACCCUUAAUUUGAUGAGUGAGGGUCCUUUAAUAGCUCAUUAAAAUAUUAAUAUGCUAUAGAAAUUAUGGAAUGAAAUAAAAUCUUUACACAC
Messenger RNA from Pristis pectinata (smalltooth sawfish), 4251 nucleotides. RefSeq lists its product as uncharacterized. The record is from RefSeq and is a predicted model, not a curated record. Bases 227 to 3118 code for a protein of 963 amino acids. The transcript has 3 exons. NCBI's taxonomy places the organism in Eukaryota, Metazoa, Chordata, Chondrichthyes, Rhinopristiformes, Pristidae.